This is a messenger RNA of Lachancea sp. 'fantastica', 285 nucleotides long. The record is from the annotation of a GenBank genome assembly. NCBI's taxonomy places the organism in Eukaryota, Fungi, Ascomycota, Saccharomycetes, Saccharomycetales, Saccharomycetaceae.
AUGGGUGGAGCUUCAGCUAAGACUUAUAUGGGAUGGUGGGGUAGCAUAGGCUCGCCCAGGCAGAAGGGUGUUACAUCGUACUCGGUGUCGCCAUAUGCCCAGAAGCCUUUGAACGGUAUUUACUACAACGCUGUUUUCAACACCUUCAGAAGAGUCAAGUCUCAGUUCCUGUACGUGGCCAUUCCAGCCGCUUUGUACUGGACCUGGUGGGUCAACUGCAGAGACUACAACGAGUAUUUGUACACCAAGGCCGGUAAGGAAGAACUUGACAGAGUCAACGUGUAA